AUGGGGGGCAAGCGCGGCCAGCCGUCGGCCCAGCCCCGCGGCUCGCGCGGCGGCGGUGGGCGCGGCCGCAAGGUUGCGAGGGCUGACAGCGGCGAUGCCGCAGGGGGCGCACCGUCUGCCGCGGCCUCGCUCUCGCGCGCUGCACUCGCGGGCGACAGCUUCGAGUGCGGCACGUGCGGGUCCACCGACGCCUCGCAUCAGAUGAAGGACGCGGCGGUGCCGUCCUGCGUCGCUUGCUUCGAUCGGUACUCGAAGGGCUUCACGCAGUUCGGCUCCCUGGAGGUAGUCCAGGCGGGCGUGCAGGACGAGGACUCGCACAUCUACGACUGCUGGCAGGAGGCUUUGAGAACCGAGUCUGGCGAGCGCGCGCACUUCUUCCCGACGUCCGUCGACGAGGGGCAGGAGUUCAUUGUCUCGGUCGUGAAGCCGAUGGUUGGCUUGAACCGCUCGCAGCUCAUCUCAGACGUGCUUCACGACGAGCCAGAGAAGAUGGGCAUCAAGCUGCAGGACCUGCCCGACCACGAGGGGAACAUCUACAAGGGCCUCCUGGUGCCCAACCCGAAUCGCCCGUACCUGGAGUACGACGUUGCCAGCCAGGUCGUCGCCAGGAUGACGACGCACAAGAUGCAGCCACUUCAGCAGACGUUCUCGGCGCAGUCGGCGGGCACCUACACUUACGUGAAGAAGGAUCGGUUGGGGGGGACAUUGGGCCGCUCGCGCUCAGGUGUCCGACAGCGUCUUUUGCACAUCGCCGCGAUGGCGCAGGAGGGCAAGAUGAAGAUCGUCUGCGUCAAGGCGCGAACGGAGAACCACACACUCGAGUCGUUGAAGCUCAAGGGGGACCAGUACAGGAAGACGCAGGCCGAGGUCGCCGCGCGGGCUCAACACCUUGAGGAGCAGGAUGCGAGUCCGUCUGCCAGCCCGAACGGCGCCUCGCCAGGUGGCGUGCAGUCAGCGGCCGCGGCCGCUGCGGGGAUUGGCCCGAUGCUGAACCCGAGUGCGAUGGCCUGCUCGAGGACAGCCGUCACGGGCGAGGGUGGCCGCGGGCCUCGCACUCCAGGCGCAAAGCCACGGGGGGCAGCCAGGUCGGCGGCGAUGUCGGCGGAGGGGGAGCAAUCUGAGGUGGAGGAGCUCGUGGAGCGCCGCAUCGCCGCCCUGGACGUGAACAGGUGCUGGUCAGGCACCGCCAUGGGCCGCGAGCUCCGCUGGGCGAGGGAAAGCCACCAGACCAUCAUGGAGGGCUGCCCCAACCCGCGGGACAGCGAGGUGGCGGACAAGUUGAAUGAGCACAUCCUUGUAUGCGACGCGAUCUGCCAGCUGGUCGAGAAACCGAUAGCAACGCUGCCAAAGGCCAAGCUGGAGAGCCUCCUGAAGGCCAUCGAGGCGGGGGACGAGGACUUGCCAUCGAAGUGGAAGCUGGACGUACUCAAGCUCAAGGUCGCCGAGUUCACCAAGAUUGGCGACUUCGACGUGCAUGAGUUCUUUGUCAUCGUCGCACCGUGGGAAGUCCAAGCUGAAGUUGACAUCAUGAGCGACACCAGGUACAAGCCCACGCGCCCACGGGUGCUCACGUGCGACGGGAGCUUGUCGGACAAGAUCGUUGCUUGCGAGGGUUUCUUUAUGGAAACGUUGGCCCAGUUCAUCCAGAGUGGCAAGGAGGGGCAGCUCAGCUUGACCAGAUUCUGCAUCAAGUGCCUCGAUUGGCUCGACGAGAAGUGUCCUGAUGACGAAGAGUUUGACGACGUCGUCUCGGCGAUGACGACGUGCUUGAAGGCCACCUUGUGCAUCGCCGACCCCGUGCGCCUGGAGUACAAGGACGCGCUGCUGGAGAUGACGGCUGCGAAGUCGACGGAGGUUGGCAAGGCGUGCUUGCGCCACCUGAGCUUGGCGGUGAAGCGGUCGGCGCACUACACAGCGCUCAAGGCCAAUCCCGCCUUAAGCGUCCGAGGGCGGGUGUCCGCGCAUGUCGGGGCUUUCUGGGUUCUGGAUGAGUUCGACCAGUAUUUUCUGAAGACGAGCGAGCUUUUCCCGCAGAUGGUCCAGCUGAUGGCGGCCAUGGACGCGGCGACGGACAUCAGAGAGGUAGAGCGGUCGGGGACUCUGAAGGCAGCGCUCGAGCUGUUGCCGAACGUCGUGACGUACUGUCGGCCAGGCAGCUUCGGCAACUUCAAGGAACAGGUGAGCGCGAAGUUGGACGAAUACAUUAACAGUUACUUAUUUUGCGGUGCCCUCGCCGAGGCAGAUGGUUCCGUGCAGACUUCCAUGCUGGCCGAUGCGAAGGCACUGGUCACCAUCGCUAAGACCAGCAUCUCAGAGAAGGGUUCAUUGUGGGCGACGGCAAUGGAUAAGAUCAAAGAGAAGGAGUCCGAGAUCAACCAGUUCAACGCCAACAAGGGCUUGGCGCAGCUCGCGGAGUCCCUCGACGACGAGAUCUUGAUGAACCUCGAUAGGCUCAAGGAGGUGCUCCCAGUGAUCGAGUCCGUGCUGGCCGCUGGCGGCAGGGGCGUGGAGGUCCACAAGGAUAGCGCUGCCACCAUCUUCGGAAAGAUCUACUCGGUGAUCUGCCAGUAUGUCCGUGCCCCGACGGAGGCCGCACCGCACCUGCACAUAUUGAUGACGCUUACGGAGACAAAUUGGUUGGCUGGCGAAUCGGCGGUGAAGCUCGACAAGGUGAUUACCAUGCUCAAGGCUUGGGGCUCCCUCUCGCAGCAGCGCGCUCAGUGGGCACAGUCUGGUAACGACGACGCGGCGCGGCUGAUCAAGGAUGGGUCGGCGAACCUGGUGACGAGCAUCCGUUCUUCUGUCAAGGCGAUGCAGUCCACUGGCUUGGUGGCAGAGGUGAUCGGGGCGCAGUCGGACGUGACGGCGGCGACCGAAGAGAUGAACUCAGCGGCCAAUGUGUGCAUGGCGAUCGUGACCGAUGCCGUGAAGGCUGCGACGGCGGCGUUGAAGCCGUUCGCGACGGGCACGGAGGCGUUCGACCAGCCUUGGGACCAGGACCUGGCUGCGGACGCGGGCAUGGACUCGGUUCUGAAGCGCGUGGAGGAGACGAUCUUGCAGAUCGACGGGGGCUCCUUCCAGAAGCGGAUCGACGCUGUCCUCGACGCGAAGAAGCGCGCCGUGGGGUGGGCGCAGGUCUUCGAGGUGCAGCAGGACGAGGAUGCGACCAAGGAGGCGGUCGACACGAUGAGAGUGGCGAGCGCCAUUAAGUUCACGGCGCUGGUGGUGCACGCGUUCAAGACGUGCGCUGGCCAGGCGCCGAAGAUGCGCCGCAUGGUGAACGCGUGCCGCAAGGAGGCGGCGGAGGCCGACGCCGUCAGCGCCAUGCGCCAGGACGUGGUGGAGUGGGCCGCGAAGCUGGCGUCGCUCAAGGGCAGCACCUAG
Prorocentrum cordatum is the source of this 3384-nucleotide messenger RNA. The record is from the annotation of a GenBank genome assembly. Lineage: Eukaryota; Dinophyceae; Prorocentrales; Prorocentraceae.